CGAUUCUCCAGGGUACUUUGAGCCCUCGAGCUGUCACUCACUUCACAAACCAUGGCCACACGCCCCGAUGAGAGCCAGAACCUGGCGCUUGAGCUCCAAGAUGGCUACGUCUGCUUCGGCAGGAGCUUUGGUGCUGAGAAGAGCAUUGCUGGUGAAUUGGUCUUCCAGACUGGUAUGGUGGGUUAUCCCGAGUCGAUAACUGACCCAUCGUACCGCGGCCAAAUUCUGGUCAUCACGUUCCCUUUGGUGGGCAACUACGGUGUGCCCUCGCGCGAAGACCUCGAUGCGCUCGCUCAGGGCAUUCCGGCGCACUUCGAGGCCAGAGAGAUCCAUAUUGCUGGUCUCGUUGUCCAGACAUAUGCCGAAGAGGAGUUCUCACACUACAUGGCCGCCUCUUCGCUGGGCGCUUGGCUCAAGGAGCAGGGCGUGCCUGCCAUCACUGGCGUCGAUACCCGCGCUCUGACGAAGCGCAUCCGUGAGGAAGGAAGUAUGCUUGCUCGCUUGAGACAGCGAACAGGGCCUUCUCCCUCUUCCACAGCUCUUACCAACGGCGCGGUCGACACUGCGGCGCUGGCUGACGGCGAGGACGAGGACUGGAGCAGCGCCUUCGAGCAGAUCGAAUGGGUAGACCCCAACAAGAAGAAUCUGGUGGCUGAAGUCUCCAUCAAAGAACCCAAGCUCUUUUCUCCCGACCCUUCCACAGCUCUCAAGCACCCCUCCGGCCGCCCAGUACGUGUAGUAACUGUCGAUGUCGGUCUUAAAUACAACCAGCUGAGAUGCUUCCUCCGGCGAGGUGUCGAGGUCCUGCAAGUGCCGUGGGACUACGACUUCCCUCAGCUUGCCGGUAAGGACUACGAUGGUCUCUUCAUCUCCAACGGUCCUGGUGACCCAGCCAAGAUGGAGGCCACCGUAAAGCACAUCAAGGCCGCCAUGGAUGAGGCACGGACACCCAUCUUCGGUAUCUGUCUUGGUCACCAACUGCUCGCAAGAGCAUCGGGCGCCGAGACGCUCAAGAUGAAGUUCGGUAACCGUGGUCACAACAUUCCCUGUACAAGCAUGAUCACUGGAAAGUGCCACAUCACAUCGCAGAACCACGGUUUCGCAGUGGACUCCAAGACUCUGCCCAAUGGCUGGGAGGAGCUCUUCGUCAACGCCAACGACGGCAGUAACGAGGGUAUCCGCCACGUUCGCCGACCAUACUUCAGUGUGCAAUUCCAUCCUGAGCAUACACCCGGUCCCCGCGAUACCGAGUACCUCUUCGAUGUGUUCAUCAGCACCAUCCAGAAGUCGAUUGCCUCUUCAGAGACCAUGACCCAGCCUGUGGAGUUCCCUGGCGGCACACUUGAGGAGAACAAGAAGUUGACACCCCGUGUCGAGGUUAAGAAGGUCCUUGUCCUUGGUAGUGGUGGUCUCAGCAUUGGACAGGCUGGAGAGUUCGAUUACUCCGGAAGUCAGUGUAUCAAGGCUUUGAAGGAAGAGGGCAUCUACACCAUCCUCAUCAAUCCUAACAUCGCCACAAUUCAGACAUCGAAGGGCCUUGCCGACAAGGUCUACUUCCUCCCAGUCAACGCCGACUUUGUUCGCAAGGUUAUUCAGAAGGAGCGCCCCGACGGUAUCUAUGUCACCUUCGGUGGUCAGACUGCCCUUCAAGUCGGUAUCCAGCUCAAGGAUGAGUUCGAGGGUCUCGGCGUCAAGGUUCUGGGAACACCCAUCGAUACCAUUAUCACAACCGAGGACCGAGAGCUGUUCGCUCGUGCCAUGGACUCCAUUGGCGAGAAGUGCGCCAAGUCCGCGUCUGCCAACAGUACCGAGGAGGCCAUGCGUGUCGUUAAGGACAUCGGCUUUCCUGUCAUCGUCCGCGCUGCCUAUGCUCUUGGUGGACUCGGCAGUGGUUUCGCCGACAACGACCAGGAGCUGCUUGACCUGUGCAACAAGGCAUUUGCCGCCAGUCCCCAGGUCCUUAUCGAGCGCAGUAUGAAGGGAUGGAAAGAGAUCGAGUACGAAGUCGUCCGCGAUUGCCGCGACAACUGUAUCACCGUCUGUAACAUGGAGAACUUCGACCCCCUCGGUAUCCACACUGGAGACUCCAUUGUCGUUGCUCCAUCCCAAACCCUGUCUGACGAAGACUACAACAUGCUCCGUACCACGGCUGUCAACGUCAUCCGUCAUCUUGGUGUUGUCGGAGAGUGCAACAUUCAGUAUGCGUUGAACCCAUUCUCCAAGGAGUACUGCAUCAUUGAAGUCAACGCUCGUCUGUCGCGUUCGUCUGCCCUUGCCUCGAAGGCUACCGGGUACCCUCUCGCUUUCGUCGCUGCCAAACUUGGUCUUAACAUUCCCUUGAACGAGGUCCAGAACUCGGUCACACGCUCGACUUGCGCCUGCUUUGAGCCCUCGCUCGACUACGUCGUCGUCAAGAUUCCUCGUUGGGACUUGAAGAAGUUCACUCGUGUCUCCACACUCCUCGGCUCCUCUAUGAAGAGUGUUGGUGAGGUCAUGAGUAUUGGCCGAACCUUCGAAGAAGCCAUUCAGAAGGCCAUCCGCGAGGUUGACCCAAGCAACAUGGGUUUCAACGAGACUGCCGCCCUUAUGGAGAUUGACCAGGAGCUUCAGACGCCCUCUGACCAGCGUCUGUUUGCCAUCGCCAACGCGAUGAAGUCUGGUUACACCGUCGACAAGAUUUGGGAAUUGACCAACAUCGACAAGUGGUUCCUCAGCCGUCUCAAGUCCCUCAGUAACUUCGAGAUUUCCAUGUCGAACUACAACACCUCGAGCAUCACCCUGCCGCUGCUCAAGAAGGCUAAGGAGCUUGGUUUCUCCGAUCGCCAGCUGGCCAAGUUCUGGGGCUCGAACGAGCUUGCUGUCCGUCGCGUACGUGUUGAUCACGGUAUCUUUCCGGUUGUCAAGCAGAUUGAUACCGUUGCUGCUGAGUUCCCCGCUCACACGAACUAUCUAUACCUCACGUACAACGGUACUGAGCACGACAUCUCGUUCAAUGACAAGGGUGUGAUGGUCCUUGGUUCGGGUGUGUACCGUAUCGGUUCCUCGGUCGAGUUCGAUUGGUGCUCCGUUCGCGCCAUCCGUACUCUACGCGAAAAUGGGUUCAAGACCGUUAUGAUCAACUACAACCCGGAGACUGUCUCCACCGAUUACGAUGAGGCCGACCGUUUGUACUUUGAGAACAUCUCCCUCGAGACUGUCCUUGAUAUCUAUACCCUGGAGAACUCUAGCGGUGUGGUCAUUAGCAUGGGAGGCCAAACGCCUAACAACAUCGCUCUGCCUCUCCACCGUAUGAACGUUAAGAUUCUCGGUACUUCUCCUGAGAUGAUUGAUACCGCAGAGAACCGUUACAAGUUCUCUCGUAUGCUUGACCGCAUCAAUGUCGACCAGCCUGCAUGGAAGGAGCUUACCAGCAUCGAGGAGGCCAGAGAGUUCUGCGAUCGUGUUUCAUACCCCGUGCUCGUGCGUCCUUCGUACGUUCUGUCCGGCGCCGCGAUGAACACUGUCUACUCUGAACAUGACUUGGCCAAUUACCUCAACCAGGCUGCCGAUGUGUCUAAGGAGCACCCGGUCGUCAUUACCAAGUACAUUGAGAACGCCAAGGAGAUUGAGAUGGACGCUGUGGCACGUAAUGGUACCAUGAUUGGCCACUUCAUCUCAGAGCACGUUGAGAAUGCCGGUGUCCACUCCGGUGACGCUACCCUUGUUCUCCCUCCUCAGGAUCUGUCCCCGGAGACCAUUCGUCAGAUCGAAGACGCUACUCGAAAGAUUGGCUCGGCUUUGAACAUCACUGGCCCAUACAACAUCCAGUUCAUUGCGAAGGACGACGAGAUCAAGGUCAUUGAGUGCAAUGUCCGCGCUUCUCGAUCCACACCCUUUGUGUCGAAGGUUAUGGGCGUUGAUCUCAUCGAGAUGGCGACCAAGGCUAUGGCUGGCCUGCCACUGACCGAGUACCCCGCCACCAAUAUCCCUAAGAACUACGUCGGUGUCAAGGUUCCUCAGUUUUCAUUCUCUCGUCUCUCUGGUGCCGACCCUGUUCUUGGUGUAGAAAUGGCAUCUACUGGUGAGGUUGCCUGCUUUGGUCGCGAUAAGUACGAGGCCUACAUCAAGGGCCUUAUCGCCACUGGCUUCAGACUGCCCAACAAGAACAUCUUGUUCUCCAUCGGUUCGUUCAAGGACAAGCUUGAGAUGCUGCCUUCCAUCCAGAAUCUUUACAAGAUGGGCUACAACCUGUUUGCUACCGCUGGUACUGCGGAUUAUAUUCAAGAACACGGUCUCCCGGUCAAGUUCUUGGAGGUCCUGCCGCCUGGCGAGCACGAUGAACAGAAGUCGGAGUACUCUUUGACACAUGCUUUGGCAAACAACUUGAUCGAUCUGUACAUCAACUUGCCCUCGAGCAACCGCUUCCGACGACCCGCCAACUACAUGUCCAGGGGUUACCGCACUCGUCGUAUGGCUGUCGACUACCAGACUCCUCUCGUGACAAACGUCAAGAACGCGAAGAUUCUGAUCGAGGCUAUUGCCCGUCACUACGAUCUCGCCAUUAGUUCAGUCGACUUCCAGGAGUUUGUGCCUGAGGCUGGAGCUCACGAUGAUUCCUACGGACAGCUGUCGAAGAGCAACUCGCUGUCCCUGCCUCAGUUACUCGCCAAGUCCCCUUUCAAGCGCAAGCACAUUACGUCUGUCAAGCAGUUCAGCCGAGCCGACCUUCACUUGCUUUUCACCAUUGCUCAGGAGAUGCGCCUUGGUGCUCAGAAGCAAGGUUGUCUCGACAUCCUCAAGGGCCGCGUCCUGUGCACCAUGUUCUUCGAGCCCUCGACACGAACAUCUGCAUCAUUUGAUGCAGCCAUGAAGCGUCUUGGUGGUGAGGUCGUCAUUGUCAACGAGUCAGUCUCUUCUACCAAGAAGGGCGAAUCUAUCGGCGAUACCAUCCGCACUCUGGGAUGCUACGGUGAUGCCAUCGUUCUCCGUCACCCCGACGAGGAGUCGAUCGACAUCGCUGCUAAGUUCUCCGGUGUGCCCGUCAUCAACGCUGGCAACGGUAGCCGUGAGCACCCUACUCAGGCACUCCUUGACAUCUUCACCAUCCGUGAGGAGCUUGGAUCUGUUAACGGUCUCACCAUCACCUUCGUCGGUGACCUCAAGUACGGCCGCACAGUCCACUCGCUCUGCGAGCUGCUGUCUCACUACGGCUGCACUGUCAACCUGGUGUCGCCCGAGUCCCUCAGCAUGCCCAGCUCUGUUCGUGAGGCCCUCAAGUCUCGUGGUCAGCUGAAGACGAUCUCCAACGAGCUUACACCUGAGAUCAUCGCCUCCUCUGACGUCCUGUACUGCACUCGUGUGCAGAAGGAGCGCUUCCCAGAUGUUGCUAGCUACGAGCGGGUCAAGGACUCGUUCGUCAUCGACAACAAGGUACUCAAGCAGGCGAAGACCAACAUGAUUGUCAUGCAUCCACUGCCAAGGAACAACGAGAUCCAUGAAGAGGUGGACUUUGACCCCAGGGCGGCAUACUUCAGACAGAUGAGAUACGGGUUGUACACUCGCAUGGCACUGCUUGCUAUGGUCAUGGCCCCGUAA
Messenger RNA from Macroventuria anomochaeta, 5574 nucleotides. Its product is annotated as carbamoyl-phosphate synth. The transcript is spliced from 5 exons. Gene Ontology annotation, molecular function: carbamoyl-phosphate synthase (glutamine-hydrolyzing) activity; aspartate carbamoyltransferase activity; amino acid binding. Bases 52 to 5574 code for a protein of 1840 amino acids. Lineage: Eukaryota; Fungi; Ascomycota; Dothideomycetes; Pleosporales; Didymellaceae. The record is from RefSeq and is a predicted model, not a curated record. Gene Ontology annotation, cellular component: cytosol; cytoplasm. Gene Ontology annotation, biological process: L-citrulline biosynthetic process; 'de novo' pyrimidine nucleobase biosynthetic process; L-glutamine metabolic process.